AUUAUCUCUAGGCCGCGUGGGAAACUAAAAACUCCUUCGUCUUCUCAUUCGUAAAUCCAGAAAUUAGGGUUUUCUUCCCGCCACCGCGUCCCUUGCCGGAAAUUGUCUCCCGUUUCAUCUUCCGGGUAUGGAUACUUCAAGUCCUGCUGCUUUUGUCAAUGGAGCUUUGUUGAGGCGGUACAUUGGUCAGAAAGUGAGAGCAGUGGUUCAAGUUAUCCGGUCAGAUAUUGGAUCCGUGACUGGAAAAUCGAGUGAUGAUCAGCAGAUUGUCGUCAAGGGUUCUCCUCCUCCUUCUCUAACUACUUACCUCGAGGUAAUCGGAAUCGCCGAGAGUGAAAACACCAUCCGAGCUGAAGUUUGGACCAACUUUGGGGAUAAUUUCGAUGCACAAAACUACAAUGAGCUAUGUAAGCUCGCGAAUGGUGAGUUUAGACACAUGUUUAUCUGAAUUACAGAGUACUGGCGAUGAAUGUCGUAGCUAUUUCGUAGCUUUUUUUUGUGUUUCUUGUAGACAUAUCUCGCAUUUGUUUUUUUUAGAGUCAAAGCUCUUCUUUUUUUACAUGUUAGUUUCAAGAUUGGGCUAUUGAUCUUGAGGUCUUCGAUUUCCGUAUCGAAAAUCUUCUGUUACGUUUUAUGGUAAUCUAUGUUAGUUUAUCUCUGA
Messenger RNA from Eutrema salsugineum, 661 nucleotides. RefSeq names its product replication protein A 14 kDa subunit B. The record is from RefSeq and is a predicted model, not a curated record. Bases 128 to 448 code for a protein of 106 amino acids. NCBI's taxonomy places the organism in Eukaryota, Viridiplantae, Streptophyta, Magnoliopsida, Brassicales, Brassicaceae. Gene Ontology annotation, molecular function: DNA binding. Gene Ontology annotation, cellular component: nucleus. Gene Ontology annotation, biological process: DNA repair; DNA recombination; DNA replication. The transcript has 3 exons.